Ogataea philodendri is the source of this 417-nucleotide messenger RNA. RefSeq lists its product as uncharacterized. NCBI's taxonomy places the organism in Eukaryota, Fungi, Ascomycota, Pichiomycetes, Pichiales, Pichiaceae. Bases 1 to 417 code for a protein of 138 amino acids. The record is from RefSeq and is a predicted model, not a curated record. The transcript has a single exon.
AUGAUCUCCAUCAAUGUGCAGUCGAUAUGGUUGGUAACCAUAGCCAACACGGAAACGAUAUCUGUUCUCGUACUCAUGUCGAUCUGGGAGGCCGGUUUGUCCAGAACCAGCACCAAAGAGUCCACCAGGUAUUUGCUGCUAUCGCUUCCAGUAAUAAGGUCUCUCUCGACCAGAGUGUGCAGGAUCUUGACACACAGCGAGUUCACCUCUCUGCUAUCAGAUAGCUCGAAUAGCUGCACCAGUGCAUUCAGAUACUCUGAGAUGAUCAAAAGCAUCAUAUCGAUGUGUUUCUCGUCGCUGGACGUGCUGUUGAGCAGUUUGUUCACAAAUUGCAAAAUCACCACCUGCACAGACUCCUUGGCCUUUUCGUGCUUCAGGACACCCAUCAAGGCCUUCACGGGAGCAAAUUCGUCGUAG